AUGAAAGAUAUUUACAUAUGCAAUCUGAUCACUCGUGAAUAUACCGAGCUCAGCUACCCUGAGCUCGUGAAUUUUCCGAAUCUAGUGUUGCAAUUUGGAUUUGGUGUGAGCAAAAUCAGCGGGCAAUAUAAGGUAGUCUUGAUCAAUGGGGACACUGGUUCCAACUCUCAUUAUGUAUACACCCUCGGAACCGGAACAUGGAGGCGCGUUAAAGCCGGAGCUUCCUCUGGUUUCAAUUUAUGGGAAUGUUUUAGCAUCUUCUCUCUUCCUCCUAUGGGUAUUAGACAUGGGGAAUUGUCUGUUUUGAGGGACUGCAUGUGUUAUUCUUACUGCGCACACAACAACGAUGAAAUUGUCAUCUGGAUGAUGAAGGAAUACCAAGUCGAUGAAUCUUGGUCCAUAGAGUACAAGAUGAGUACUACUUGUUUAGAUUUAUCUCUUCGUAAGCAUUGUAUAUCUGUUGAAGCACUUAAACUGUUUAAAGAUGGUGAUGUUUUGAUGUUGCUGGACAGUUCUAUUUUAGUCUACUACUCCAACAAGACUAGAACUCUUGAAGAAGUUAAUGUGUUGAAGGAUGCAGAUGCAAAGAAGGGUUAUGCCUUGAUUUUCAAUCCUAGCCUUCUCCCACUCAAGAGUUUGGGAUUCGAGAAUGUGAUCUCGUUUUAG
This is a messenger RNA of Salvia splendens (bonfire salvia), 666 nucleotides long. RefSeq lists its product as uncharacterized. The coding region runs from base 1 to 666 and encodes 221 amino acids. The transcript has 2 exons. Lineage: Eukaryota; Viridiplantae; Streptophyta; Magnoliopsida; Lamiales; Lamiaceae. The record is from RefSeq and is a predicted model, not a curated record.